Messenger RNA from Trichobilharzia regenti, 8426 nucleotides. NCBI's taxonomy places the organism in Eukaryota, Metazoa, Platyhelminthes, Trematoda, Strigeidida, Schistosomatidae. The record is from the annotation of a GenBank genome assembly.
UCUCAACCAGUUAGAUUUAUUAAAAUGAAAUAAAGGAAGCAACCUUAUCAACUUCAACCAACCAAAGAGUUUUUUUAGCAAAAAUUGUGUUAUCUAAAACUGUUUGGCGCCCUCUAAUUUACUUCUGUGAGCAUAGUGGAAUUUGUUUAAAAUGAUCAAGGAACAUCAACUAUUUAAACGCACAGGUUCGAUUUACUCGCGUACAAUCAAUCAAGUUUCUGUGAACGUUGCAAUUAGCGAGCAUCGUUAACUGGUGUUCACUGAUCUGUCACAUUGACCAUGAAGGAAGAGACUAAAAAUAAUAUGUAUGGAUGCAUUGCAGUUGUUGGUGCAAUUUUGAUCCACUUUACUUUCGGAUACUUUUACACUGUUGCCAAUAUGGUUCCUUAUAUUAUGGGUUAUAUGCAAACGUUAGUAGACACCAGUCUUACCAGUCAAGCUUCUAUUUGGUUGUCAGCAGUUGCUCUGGGAGUCCAGGGGAUUUCUAUGCCAGUUGGCGGAAUUAUAGCUAGCAAGUUGGGAUUUAGAUGGUUGUUGCAUUGAGUUGUAUCACAACAAGCGGGGGUGUUAUACUGACCUACUUUACUAUUCAGAAGUCUUAUAUUGGUGUGGUUAUAACCUACUCAGUCUUAUUGGGAAGUGGUUUGGGACUUGGAUACUCAGUAGUAUUGGCAGCUGCAUCCUCGUGGUUUCCAAAACGCCGUGGACUUAUUGUUGGACUGGUUGUUGGGGGAUUUGGUCUAGGAGCACUAGUCUUCACUCCAAUUCAGACGGCAUUAAUAAAUCCAAAUAAUGUACAAGUGGACAGUGUUACCAGAAAAUUUACCGAUCCCGAUGUGCUAGAUCGUCUGCCGCCAGCGUUUCUUAUACUUGGUGGCAUUUUGCUGACAAUUCAAGUCGUUGGCUUUGGACUGCUGCGUCCAAAACCAAAGCCAAAAUGUACCACGAAGUCUAAUCCAUGUAAAGAAGGAGAUAAUCCAAGUACCAAUCCAAAACGGGAACACCCAUCAGAUGAGGAAUAUAAGUCAACAAAAAAUAAUGAGAUUAAUAUCAGUCCAAGACAAGUCUUUCGUUAUAUUGACUUCUAUCUCUUAUGGUUAAUAAUGUUCUGUGAUAUAAUUCCAGUUACCAUAAUUACCUCAGCUUACAAGAUGUUUGGUCAAAAAUACAUUAGUGAUGAUAGAUUCCUGUCAGGUGUGGCUACUGCGUCGGCACUUUUUAACGCUGCAGGACGUGUGAUGUGGGGAGCAAUUGUCGAUCGCAUUUCCUUCAAGAUACCAAUGUGUACAAUGCUGCUGCUAUGGUCUUUCAUUCUGAUAACGUUCCCGCAUAUCUCUUUGUUCACCGGCACAACACUGAAAGUUUUUUAUACUAUAUGGGUAUUACUUCUAUUUCUAUCUCUAAGUGGCACAUUUGUUAUUCAACCAGCAGCAACUGGAGCUCUCUUUGGUCCUGUUCAUAUGGCUGUUAAUUAUGGUUUAAUAUUUACUGCAUUUGUAAGUGAUCAUUAUCUUUCUUAUUGUUUGAUUCAGUAAUCGUAAUACACGUGAUACUUAUAUCAGGUACUUAUAUUUUCACUCUUAUUCUACUUAGUAUAAACGUCCGUCUUCAUUUAUCUGUUAGCUUCACUAAGGUUCGUGAAAUUUGAAUGACACGCUUAGCAACAUAAGAGAAAAAUUGAAGCUCAUACUAAUUGAGGCAGUUAGCUGUAUUAAAUGGAUAACUAUCAGGUCUACAAGGAGGUUUAAGGUGGUGUUCAUACAGUCACGGUACUAACAUUUUCUUAACUUAUGUAUGAACAUUAACUGAUUAGUACACGGAAAUCAUUUGGUGCCAUACUUUUUGUUAUUGGAUGAGUUGAAAAGCAUAUAUCUUUUGAUUUUCUCUUCUAUUACCUGCAUAAUCUGAUUGUUUUGUAUGUGCGUGGUUGAAGUUUGCUUAUCCUCUGCAAUGAUGAGCAGCCAUUCAGUAUAAAAAAGACAAACUUGUGGUUAAUUAGUGCAUUUUCAAGGUAGAUUUUAUUAAGCACAGUGAAAUGUGUGAAAGGGAAGUCAUUAUUUAGAAAAAUCUAAACACUUUAAUACAAAGUUGACUUCAAUCACUGAAUACAAGAUUAUUCAAAGAAAUUAGAGUGAAGUUCCUGUUCUUACCAAAGGCAGCUGUUUGGUGACGGCUUGCAAUUAAAAUAACCCUAAACACUUGGAUAACUUAAGAUUUCUUAUUUUAUAAAAUGUGUUUUGAAGCUACUGCAAGCAUUUAAGGUCUAACUUUUGACUACAGCUCACUUUACUUUUUAUGACAAUACUAUAACUUGUGUUUAUUACAUCUAAAACAUUUUUCAAAGGCAUUUGGAAGUUUGUUAUGCGCAUUGGUGACAACAUUUGUGAGUUCGAAAAAUGCAUACCUUGUUCAGUUCACUGCAUGUGGCCUGAUUUGUCUAUUUGGUAAGUGAUGAAAAGUCAUUAUUUCGCUUAAUUUUAAGGGGAAACUUGUAUUUUUUCCAUUUUUUUAGACCGACAGCUAACUAAUAGGCGUAUAUACAGUUAGAAACUUAGUUAAGAUUCGUCAAAAAUCUGUUAGGAGUUGUACAAAGCUGAAAAAAAUAGUUGAUCUCCUAAGCACCUGGAGUACGCUUUCCUAUCUAGUGUUAUAUAAAGUAGAUAUUGAGUUUCCUAUCAGUCAAUUAGACCGGCUUAAUUGUUUGGCCGCUGUUUCGCGAACAUGUUAGGCUAAAAUGACAGCUUAAGUACCGUAACGAAAUUUGAUCAGUUUAUGCGUCCAGGAUAGUUGAGAAUCAUUGAUUUUCACUAUUCACAGUAGUGUUUAUAUUUUUAUGUUUUAUAAAACGAACAGUAAAAUACUUUCUCAGUGAUAUAAUCUAUCCAUCAUGAAACAAUUAUUUGAAGUACAGCUUUAAGGAAAACAAGUUUGUUUAAUUCAUGUAUAACUAACUCACUAUUUAUGGUAAACAGUUAAUUGUGCAUUUAAGAGUUGUUUACACUUAACAUUGAAGUAGAAACGCAGAUCUCAUUCAUGAUACUUUAACACGUUAUUAGUUCUUAUAAUCCUGAACAACACAAAUAUUGAUAGAAUUAAUUUCACUUCCUUCAUUUGUCAUGAUUGUGGCAUGAAUUCUAUUAAAUCUCUGACCCUUGGUAACCUAGUUGUUUUGGUUUUCAUGAUUAAAUGAGGUGAAAUUUGACUGUCAAACAGCGUGACUUUUGUUGUCUAAGUAUUCUGAAAUGUAAAAUAUCACGUCUGAAGUUCGCUGAUACUAUCAACCAAUUUAUAAGGUCUUAAACGUGUAACUUUUAUUCAUUGCCUAACAUUUCGUGUAGUUUAGGUUAAUUUCAAAUGUGGAAAUAUUCUUUAUUUGGUAAACUGCCUAUAUUCACAGGCAGAACAUUUAACGCAAGUCAAGGUUUUAUAUGAUACAGCAAUAAGGAUAAUGAAUAAAAUAAUACUGAAAUUCGUAUAUAAAGCUUGGGCAGGAAACGAAAAUAACAGAAUACCGACUGCCCAAGUUUUACCACUAUGUCAAAACUUCUGCAGAACAACAUUCUGAUUAUUUUGUUGUUUAAAUUAAUUUGUACAGAUAAGCGCAUAUUAAGAUAUCGUACAGAAAAGAAAUGAUUGAGUGUGAAAGGCUAUGAAGCUGAAGCUCGAGCAUGUUUGAUCAAAUGACACCAGUAAAAUGAAAAUAACGUAAACAAGUUUAGGAUUUAGAUUAUGAUUCUUCACAAACUAAAACAAAUAGAUUUAAUUGCGUUCAGAUUUUCCUGUCGACUGGAAUCGUAAUAAAUGAGACCCCUUGCACAAGAGGUGGCUCUCGUGGAUAACGCUUUGGCGUUUGAAACUAUGGGUACUAGUUUCCAGCCUCGGUGGAAACAUCACUACUCACUGGGGAAUGCAAGCAGAUCCAGAUGACAAGUCCUAAAUAGGACAAAAUGUGCAUCCUGGAUUCUACUGCUAGUCACCAUCCACCCCUAAAAAAAAUAGAGGUAUGGGUAUGUGGGUAAAUGGGUAUCUAAGAGAAUGAAUUGAAAAGGACAAUGACAUCUCAAAUUGUUUUAAAUAACAUUCCAUGCUACAACACUGAUUGUAAACAAGUGUUGCGAGAUGCCUUUAGUUCCACGGAAGUCCAAUACGGUAUCGUUAUUGAAGACAAAUGAAGUAGGAUGAUCACAAAUGUCAUGUAAAACAAUUUUUCUACAAGAAACGUCUAUAUCCGGUCGCUUUAGGUAUGUAACUCAAAUAUUACAGAAAGUAGCUUAUGAAGAUAUGGUCACCAUAAAAUGUCUGUCAUUUCAAAUCUUUAUGAAAUAUUUACCGUGAAAGCUGUACUUGGACGCAGUAAUACUGACUUCAUUUUUGGUUAUUUCGUGUACAAAAGCCAACUCUUAAAGCAAGCGAUUCCUCGUCUUUAGACGAAAUAUCCAAGAUUUUAAUGAAAUGUAAUAAAUGUUUGAAUAGAAGCAGCUCGAAUUUCAUUAUUCUCCUAUCUUUGGCCUUUCCUUCCAUUUUAAAUAGCAUUCUGCCUUGCGUUAUGGAUUAAUGACCGAAAGAUGCCUAAGCGCGUUAACUUUUGCCAAUUCUGCACAAAUGCUUGUUCAAGUCUAAGAAUUCCUGAAGUGGUACCAGCUUCUGCUGAGGAGUUGGAAAAAUUGAAUCGACCUAACGAAAAAUCUUCAGUGAAAUGUGAAGAGGCUUAAGAGAGAAAAUUUAACCUUAAUGGUUUUUAAUCAUGGUCCCUACCUGACAAUCUUUUUAAUUUUUGUGUUUUAUAACUUCACAAUUUGGAAAUAAUUUUUGUGUUGUGGAAGUGAUUACCUUCCAAUUAAUCUGUCAGCUUCACCAUCCCUAAGCCUAAUUGACACUAAGAAGAGGAAAAUUCUUCUAAUAUAACCAUUGGUCUUCGCUCUUUCUUUUUCUUGAUCUCUGAUACUUACUGUUUGAUACUAAUUUUCAGCUUGUUUUUUAUCUGUUAUUGUUUGUUUAUUUUAGCUACUAUUUUGUAUAUAUCUAUCAGAAUGGUUAGAAUUCAUUUGGACUGGAUCAUCUGCAGGUUGUUAUGCCCAGAUGCUAAACAGGGAAUAUUUCCUAUUCUGAUUGUUUAUCUCAUUAAUGUGUAAUUGUAAAGAUAUUUAAGUUUGAUGCACAGGUCAUAGGACCUGACAUAAUUAUGUAAAUACCCAAUAAAUCAACAGAGCAGUUAUUAGGGGUUGGAAGUUGAUUUUGUACACUCGAUUCAACAUUUUGUAGAACUAAAGACACUGAAAUGCAAAUACAGCUUCUGGUUCCAAUGAGGAUCCAAAGCGCAAUUUGGAUUUCACUCUCUACCGACAUUACAUGUAUGCAGGUUAUUGUUUGGGUUAGCUUGUUAACUGGUCUUCUAUGACUGUGUGGUUCUUGCUGCUCAUGUUCAAUCGUAUGAAAACUAUGAAAGUAUACUGGAUGAUCUAAAGGGCGUUUGUGAAUUUCAGCCACACACCACUAAAAUUUAUUCUUUCACUUUCUGUGUGCUAUACCUUAUAUCACUAAUUAUAAAGUAUUUUAAAAAGCAUGAAUUAUUGUUUAAAAUCGUCAAAUAUUUAGGUUCUGAAGACGAAACAAGAUACGGUGAAUAGAAAGCAUACUCUUAGUAAGAAUAGUGUAAUUGUGCCACGUGAAAGUUUGCAAUCAGGGACAGUGAUUUGUUGUCUGGGUAUUCCGAUAGGAGAAAUUCUGUCAAAGCGUUGCAUAUGAUGUUAAUUUUGCAAAGAUUGUGAAAAGUGGCACUUUUUAGCAAUCUUGCAUAUACUGCUUGUAAAAAUAGAAAUACUUUCUAAGGAAAUCGAUACUAAAGUGUGUCUCAUUAAGAAAAAGAAGGGAAUUUAGUCUCAAACUGGUUUUACAAGACUGAGUGACGAAGUUGCUGUAUAUAUACAUUGAUUGUUUCUGGCCUGUAAAUCUUCGAUACUACAGGUUGAUGAAUAAUAAAAAUUCUAAUUUAAAAUGGAAGGCGUAAGAAAACCAAUAAUUCGAAAAGAGCAAAAAUGGAUUCUGUAGUUUAUUUUGGUGUUGUCUAAUAGUGAAGUCAAAGAUGAUUAUUUUAUUUCAUUAGCUAGAGACAUUUGUAUCAAUGAGUUUGAAGUCUUUCGUUCACACAUCAUGCAUAAAAAAUUAUCACACUCUUCAAGGGUAUACGCUAACGUGGUAAAAAAUAGAUUUAAUGAAACUCCAGAAGAUUAAAUCAUACAUAAGAAAGAAUAAUUGAUUGAAGAUUGGUGGUUAUUUCUAGAAUCUGGAAAAUCACAAAGAUUAAAUAUAUAUCUACACCAAUGAGAACGAUUUUCAGCGGUGUUACGAACAUUCUCAAAGCCCUGAUUUUUUGACUCCUGAUUAUCUGAGCCAAGUAGUCUACACCUCUUUGAGAACUCAGACCAACAGUUAAAGCCUUCAUUGACUGGUGAGCUAUGUUGUUCUGAUCACCUUAUUCUGUAUCAACUAGCACCGCUCGUUAAGGAAGAUGACGUGAGUAAUGGGUGUUCGCGUCACCUCAUUCGAUACUACUUCGCACAGCUAUUGACUGAGGUUCUCUGAUUACCACACACAUAGCCCAAUCUUUUUAUUAUUGACCAUAUCGCCUACACAUAAGGCGAGAGAAUAGAUGGAGAAAUUCAUGGUCUGAGGCCGUUAAACUUUUCAUAUCUCUCAUCGUAAACAGUCAUAUCUGACAGUGGUAAAGUACGAGGAAGUGAAUUGCUGCACAAAACACAUAUCCUCAAGCAGACAAUCGGAUAUCAUAUCAGUACCAAAGCUGAUGCAAGUUAGUGAGUGCUGAAUAGAUCUCUUUAUCCAUUCUAUAUUUUGGUCACUUGUCAAAAGGUGUAACUUCCCAGUGAAGUGGAGUGGUCAACACUUUCAGCAGUUUUACCUCAUGUCCUUAAAACGAACGUGGUGCAGGUCAUUCUUGGAAUAUCAUCUCUAAUUUAACAGGCAUUAGUAACAUGAGAAAUUCACACUUUUGCUGACACUGUUAGAAAGUUUCUGCAGUUCGUUCUACGCACAAAGACAAUGCAUCUGUAUGCUCUAGAUCAGCGACAUUCUUCCAUAAUUAAAAACCAAAUUUUGAGACACGGAAGUUGGCAACGGUUCUUCAUCCCUUUAGAGUUAAUUUAAAUUAUAAUGGUGAAAGUGGGUAGCCUUGAUGCCUUAAAAUUGCAGCAUGUAUUCGAAUGAAAUGCCCUGAUUAGUGCAUUACACUGUUCCAGCGUUCUGCUCACAGCCAGAUAUUGUCACAGCACUUUUAGUUCAGCACGCUGAAAUCCCUCUUUCAGGUCAACAAAUAUGGUAGGCAUCGGAUGCUGGUAAGUAUACUUAUGUUUCGGAACGCGUCAAAGGAUGGAAGUAUGAACAAUAAGCCCCUGUUCAAGGUAGAAACUAUCCUGAUACUCUUGAGCUCUGAGAAUUCUCCAAAGGACUAUGGAACUAAAAAUCCUGGAUGCUAUGCUAGCCAUUCUAAUGCCACUGUAGUUAACACAGGAAGCGUUGUUCCCUUUAUUGUGAACUAGGAUGACCAAGAAUAUACUCCGUUUCAAUGAAACCACCUCCAAAUCUCAUGCCAUAGCUAGUAACAGAUAAUCUAACCAUUAAUUCAUAACCACCAUUCUUAAGUACUUGUGGAAUCACAUCAGUAGGUCAUACUAAUUUGCUUCUUUGUUAAAGUAGAGAAAUCUAUUAUAAUCUUGACUGAAACAGGAGUGCUGAUAUCUGCAUCCUAUCCAGAUACGAGUUAGAUGGUGGGGAAAUGAAGUUUUGAAGCAAACUAAUUCAAAUGCAAAACCUUAUGGACAUGCAUACUGGGAAAUCAAAAUGUCCCCUUACCAGGAGGUCAUAUCGCUAAGAAAUAUUUGAGUAGUUCAAUUAAUGUUACCAUCUGCAUCUAUGAAUCCCUCCAAAAAAGCACUUGGGAUUUUCUCCAACUCAUAGAAAUAGUUAUUUUCACGCAACACACAUUUUAUGAUGAUUUUCUAAAUCACUUACAAUACAUUUUGCUAAAGUCAUUUAAAAUCAUCACCUGUUAGGCUGAUGAUGGUUACUUUUAACAACCCUGCAUUUGAGAUUCUCUAAACUACACUAUUUUCUUCACUGUCGUUUUAUUAUUAAAUCUUUUGUAACCACUGUAAUUUUAGAUGAAAACCUGGGAGAUUAGAUGAUAUUAUUUCAUGAAGCUAAUUCAUUAUUACUUGCUUUAUAAAAAAACAUUACUGCGUUGAUCGCAACCAAGUGGUUAGGACUCUCGCCGACCAUGCACAUGGUCUGGGGUUCGAGCCUACGCCGACGCACACCUGAUAUCUAUGGUCGGCCUGCGAAAUUUUGGGCUACCGAUAUCCAUGCUGAAAAUUCCAUACUUGUACCAUAAAUACGGUGUGGAAUCAAGCUGU